AUGUGCUCCGAAAAAGUAAGUCAAAGACUGACAUGGGGAUGUAGCGCUGUUUUCGCUUACCUGUUCAUUUUGUUAUUCUUCCGCAUGUAUCCUACAACCUUCGUAUCAGUAGAGGAGGAUUUCGUAUAUGACAUCAUUCGGAACGAUUGUGCGUGCCAACAUGAAAAUGUGAUUUACGAUUUCUGCUAUCGCCUUCCUACAAACACGAGCAUCAAAGGGCGGCGCUUUGAUUGCAAAUACAUCGCACAUCUUCAAAACCUAGGUCUCCUGUCAAACCAAAGCACCGUCAACUUUCAAAACUAUUACAUGCCUGCCCCCAGGUUUGUGACGGCAAUAUCAGAAAAUCACUUCGAAGAAGGUCUCACCUUGAUAGCAAACAUCCGCAAAAUUUGGAAAACGGAGUGGAUUAUCGUUUAUGAUCUAGGCCUCAAUAACAAGUCAGCAGCUGAUGUGCAAAGUAAAUGCUUUGUGAAAUUGCGAAAGUUUCCUUUCGAGUUGUAUCCUGACUAUGUCGCAAAACUAAAGGAGUAUAGAUGGAAACCCAUUUUGAUAGCAAUGACAUUGAAAGAAUUUGGUGCUGUUUGGUACAUGGAUGCUUCCGUACGCUGGUUCAAGGAUGACCGAGAUACAUUCUACAGUGAGGUUACAUGUGGCAACAUAGGAUGGCUAGAGAGGUUCGGUUAUUUUGACAGCUUAUUUAUUUCUUUCGGAGCAGAGUUAGUCUAA
Cylicocyclus nassatus is the source of this 726-nucleotide messenger RNA. The record is from the annotation of a GenBank genome assembly. Lineage: Eukaryota; Metazoa; Nematoda; Chromadorea; Rhabditida; Strongylidae.